Prunus armeniaca (apricot) is the source of this 570-nucleotide messenger RNA. The record is from the annotation of a GenBank genome assembly. NCBI's taxonomy places the organism in Eukaryota, Viridiplantae, Streptophyta, Magnoliopsida, Rosales, Rosaceae.
AUGGUGAUGUGGGUAUUUGGGUAUGGCUCUCUUAUCUGGAAGGCUGGUUUUAACUACGAUGAGCGCCUCGUCGGCUUCAUCAAAGGCUAUCGCCGUGUCUUCUACCAAGGCAGUACGGACCACAGAGGGACGCCUGAGUAUCCAGGCAGAACAGUGACUUUGGAACCUGCAGAGGGAGAAGUUUGUUGGGGAGUUGCCUACAGGAUCUCAAAUAAGGAAGAUCAAGAAGUUGCUAUAACGUAUUUAGAAGUGAGGGAGAAGCAGUAUGACAAGAAGGCUUAUCUUGAUUUCUUCACCGAGCCAAAUGCUACAACUCCAGCUGUUUCAGAUGUAAUGGUAUACAUUGCCUCUCCAGACAAGAAACAUAAUGUGAACUAUUUGGGCCCUGCGUCCAUUGAAGAGAUUGCCAAACAAAUUAUUCAGGCUGAAGGCCCCUCGGGGCCUAAUAGAGACUACCUGUUCCAACUUGAAGAGGCCCUUGUUCAAUUUGGAUGCAAAGACGCUCAUGUAAUGGAUCUUGCAAGCGAAGUGAGGCGCAUCCUUUCAGAGAGGGAGCUGGCUUCAACAUGA